AUGCUAAGUCCUAGGCUGUGCUGUGACUCGCCAGCCGGAAACCGCUUGGUCGCAGAGUCACAAGAAAGUCGAGACCAGAAUCUGGAAGCGGGAUUGAAACCCAGAGCUUCUCAACUGACAAGCAGAGGGUUUAGCCCAGCCGCUCGUGGUGCCCAAGUGUCGUCAGUCACCGCUAAAGUCAAAGCCCAACCUCGAGACCAAGACCCAGGCGGGCAAGGCAGAGGACGCGCUGUAGAGCAAGCUCUGCAAACCCAGGACGUGCCAACCGCAUCUGGCUUCGGCAACGUCCAACGGUCCACCAAAAUAGGUCGCCACUGGACGCAGGGUUGUUGGCAGCACGGAACAGACAAGGGCCAGGCUAGCCAGGAUCAGGAUCAGUAUCAGGGCACCCACGCACGAGGCCAGCGCCAGUUGCAGAUCCCGCAGCUUGGUGUUGGGCUCGGUCAAGGAGGGAGACAAGCGUCCGGCACGGAUAGUCCCAGGGAAGAAUCAGUCAUCGCGUUGACAGCCCAGCCUGAAGAGGAAAACUCCUCAUCAAUAGACGAGGUUUUAGCAGAGUCUGCGUCUUGUCUCGAGCAGCCGGGAGACCCCAGCUUAUACUAUCUUGGCUUACUGCAAAAUCAGAACGAGCUCCACCACAAACAUCACAACACCCAACAGUAUCAGGGUUUUUUGGGUGAUGACCCAUCAAUAUCAACAAGUCAUCAGCAACCUCAACCUUCCGGGUUUGGUUAUCAGCAUCAGCAGAACCAACCUCCUGCAUGCUCAUCGCCACCAUUCUCAUUUACCUUCCCCCCUCCAGCACCUCCAUCCUCAGCACCAGCAACAUCUGUCUUUGGACUGGCCCCUCCUCCUCCUCUGCCUUCUCCUGCAUCUCCACCAAGACCACCGCCGAGGCGACGCUUCCAGCCAACUACAUCUCGCCGUCAGCAAAACCUGUCCCACUGCCGGUCAAAUUCCAAUCUGAGCUCAAACUCCAGUGUCAGCACUGGUGCCAGCAGGCGUCUUCUGGCCUCUCGGUCUCCUGCAAGUCACUCUGCCAGUGGGAAAUCCCCUCGUCAGCGCCUAGCAUCAGCACCACCAUUACCACAGCCAAUAGACAGUGCAGACCCACAGGAUACGCCCACCGCCCACCACCGCCAUUCGCCUUUUCUUCCUCCUCAUCCUCACCUGCCCGCCUCUUCUCUUUCUGCCUGUUCUACCCUCUCAGCUCUCUCCACGUCGUCUCCCUCCUCCCCCAUUUCCGGCUCCAUCUCCUCUUCUCCCGCACUUCUGUCGACCUUCUCUUCCAUCUCUUCUUCUUCCUCAUCUCAUCUUACCUCUUCGUCGGCCAUAUCCUCCCCACACAUCAACAUGUCGAGAUCAUCACGGAACGCUGCCCCUACCACUUCUGGUACCGGACGACAAAACGAAUACUUCGUCCCUCGAGAUGGCAUCGACCGUGAAGUCAUCUCCGCCGACAUCUGCCGCUAUCUGGGCAACGAUGCCCUCGUGCGUCCCGGUCAUUACGAGACAGGUCAAGCCGUGCAAGGCUACUACAUCACCGCUUACAGGAAUCUUACAACUGCUAUGAUUGAGGAUCUAAAAGCGGACUCUGCUCGAUGGGACAGUGAAAGGCGUGCGCAGACGUCGCGCAAUACCUCUGGAGUGCAAUACCGCUACUCGGAGACGCAUCAGUCGCGUCAGCACCACGGUCCUACCGAGGGCCCUUAUCAAACCGACCCAUACGCUCGUGACCCUGGCUUUGAUGGUCCCAGAUACCCAGGAACAGGUGCUCCCGGUUACACUGGAGCCGCUGGCUCAUACGGCCAGUCCUACGGUGCCUCAAGUAGUGGUGCGUUUGCCGGUUAUGCCCAAACCCAGCAAUCUCCUCCCCCAGCGGAUGCAAGGUUCAGCUCUACUACCGCGGCCACCAUGGAUCCAUCCUACCAGGCUUCCCAGAGCCCCUACGUUGCCGUUGGAACAAACCAACGCCCCAGAGGCGGAUACGACCCUUACGCUAACCAGAUGGCCACAUCAUCAGCUGCUGCUCAGCAGGCCUAUGCCACUGCUGCUCCCACGCAACAAGGCUACACAGCCACUGCUUACCCAUAUUCAGGUCAGGCUCCUCCUGCGGGCUACGCGAUGCAGCCCCAGGACCCCUUCUACGGUCGUGGUGCGUAUAGCGGAGGCAACACUCGCGCGGCGGGUUUCCACAUGGUCGAAUUACUAACACUCAAGGUUUAG
Molecule: messenger RNA, 2226 nt
Organism: Fusarium subglutinans
Lineage: Eukaryota; Fungi; Ascomycota; Sordariomycetes; Hypocreales; Nectriaceae
Exons: 5
Coding region: 1-2226 (741 amino acids)
Source: RefSeq, a predicted model, not a curated record